UACUCGAUGGGUUCUAGUGAUUCUGAAGAAGAAAGUAUAUCAUCUGUUUCGAGUGAUUCGGAAGAAGAAGAAUGCGACACUAUACAAAUUAAGCGAGUUAAAGUAGAACCUGGCGAGGCAGAAGAAUGGGCUGAACGAGACCAGCCACAAACUUUGGUAGAAUUCGCAAAGGUUUCCGGUCCAACCAUCGAGCUGAGUUCUACUGCGACUUCCGGUAUUCGAAGAUGUCACCGUAAACGAUAUGAAAAAGUUUCUUGGAUUGUUGCUGCUGAUGGGGCAAAUAAAAAAAUCACACUGGAGAGAAUAUUGGACGACGGACGCCUUGAUUGAAACACCUAUCUUUCCACAAACCAUGACCAGAAACAGAUUUGAGCAAAUACUUCGGUUCUUUCAUAUCGCGGAUGAUACGCAAAGCAUGGAUGGUGCUAACAAGGAACUGUGGAUAGUAAAACCGCUAAUGGAUCAUUUCAUCCCGAAAUUUCAGUCAAUUUAUGCACCGAAACAACAAUUAUCGAUGAACGAAGCUAUCGUUCCCUCGACAGGAAAUCUUCGCUUCAGAAAACACAAUCCCGCCAAAACAACAAGGUAUGGAGUUUUGUUAAGAAUGCUUAGCGAGAGUGAGACUGGAUAUAUUCUUAACAUGGAAGUAUAUGCAGGCUCCGGAAAACCAUCGAUUGAAAGCAUCACAUCAGUUAUCCAGCCAUAUUUCGGUCGUUGGCACCAUGUUUAUCAGGAUAACUACUACAACAGCGUUGCCAUGGCAAACAUGCUAUAUGAAAAUCAGACUCUAGUUUGUGGGAUCAUUCGGGCAAAUCGUGGCAUACCAACGGUUAUAAAAGAUAAGUCGACAGCUCUUCAAAGGGGAGAAAUUGCCUAUGUAAGGAAUGGUCCCAUCAUGGUACUUGCGUGGAAAAAUAAGAGAUUGAUAAACAUGAUAUCAACUGUUCAUGAUGCGUCGAUGAAACCAACGAGAAAUAAAAAGAGAGUCUUCUCAAGCGCAGCUUCCAAACCAACGUGCGUGUUGGACCAUAGCAAAUAUUUGGCGGGAGACGAUCGUACCGGGCGGUACCUGGCCAACUGCCACGUUUUUAGAAAAACUGGUAAAUGGUACAAAAAAAUGACAUUCUUUCUGAUCAACUGUGCUUUAUUCAACGCCUUCGUACUUUGUCGUUCCCAUAGUGAAGGAAAAAGUAAAAUGCGCUACAGGCAGUUCCUACUAGAAGUAGCAAGAGCAUGGAUAGCUGCCGACGCCUUGCCGGCUCAAAAGGUGCCUAAAACUAAGCCACAAGAGACAAAAGAAAACCAUGCUCUAGAAAAAAUUGUGACACCAGGAAAGGAACGGCCAACCAGAAAAUGUAAAGUUUGUUAUGAAGAAGGGUUGCGCAAGGAGACACGAUACAUCUGUAAAGCGUGUAAUGUACCGUUGCAUGCAUAUAAAUGCUUCGAGAAUUUUCAUAUUGCUUUGAACAAAUCAUCAAAUAAAAGAAAUAAAUAAACCUUUUCUCCUAUUAGAAUAAGCAAUGAAUUUCAAGUUUAU
Anopheles coustani is the source of this 1537-nucleotide messenger RNA. RefSeq names its product piggyBac transposable element-derived protein 4. The transcript has 2 exons. The record is from RefSeq and is a predicted model, not a curated record. NCBI's taxonomy places the organism in Eukaryota, Metazoa, Arthropoda, Insecta, Diptera, Culicidae. Bases 242 to 1495 code for a protein of 417 amino acids.